Castor canadensis (American beaver) is the source of this 4199-nucleotide messenger RNA. It is a transcript of the gene Slc4a2, whose product is annotated as solute carrier family 4 member 2. Lineage: Eukaryota; Metazoa; Chordata; Mammalia; Rodentia; Castoridae. Gene Ontology annotation, biological process: regulation of intracellular pH; monoatomic anion transport; transmembrane transport. Gene Ontology annotation, cellular component: plasma membrane; apical plasma membrane; basolateral plasma membrane. The record is from RefSeq and is a predicted model, not a curated record. Gene Ontology annotation, molecular function: monoatomic anion transmembrane transporter activity; solute:inorganic anion antiporter activity.
GGAUGCCCCCCAGCGCUGGGCUCCGCGUGCAGGGCUGCGCGUGGAAGCGCGCCCCCACCCCCGGGUCUCGGCGCCGGCUCUCCGCCUCUCAGCCCGCCGCGCCGGGGCCGCGCACGGCGCGCUGGGGGGCGCGCACGCUGGGGGCUGGCCUGCCCGCGGCGCGGGGGAAAGUUGAGUUGGAAGAAGUUGGGAGCGGCGGGGGCGCGCCCCAGGGUGGGCACCGCGAAGCCGUCGGGAGCGCGCGAGGGCUCCAGAGGACCGGCAGAGACCCCGAGACCCCGGGGCACGAAAUCCAGAGCAAGCGGGUUAUGCCUCCACCUUGUUGCCCUGAAAGCCGCAGCGACAGUGAAAAGGGUUAAGAUUUGGCCAUGAGCAGCGCCCCCAGGCGCCCCGCCUCGGGCGGAGAUUCCUUCCACAAGCCAGAGCCAGAGAGUUUGGGUCCUGGGACACCUGGGUUCCCCCAGCAGGAGGAAGACGAACUUCACCGCACCCUGGGCGUGGAGCGGUUUGAGGAGAUCCUUCAAGAAGCUGGGUCCCGUGGAGGGGAGGAGCCAGGCCGCAGCUAUGGGGAGGAAGACUUUGAGUACCACCGCCAGUCCUCCCAUCACAUCCACCACCCACUGUCCACUCACCUGCCUCCUGAUGCCCGACGCCGCAAGACUCCCCAGGGCCCAGGACGGAAGCCAAGAAGGCGCCCUGGAACCUCCCCCACUGGGGAAACCCCCACCAUUGAGGAAGGGGAGGAAGAUGAAGAUGAAGCCAGUGAAGCUGAGGGAGCCCGGGCACUCACACAGCCAUCCCCUGCCUCCACACCUUCUUCUGUGCAGUUCUUUCUCCAAGAGGAUGAGGGUACCGACCGGAAGGCCGAGAGGACUAGUCCAUCUCCCCCUGUGCAGCUGCCCCCUCAGGAGGUGGCACCCCGGGCCACCAAAGGGGCCCAGACUGGAGCCCUGGUGGAGGAAGCUGUGGCAGUGGCCAGUGGCGCAGCUGCAGGUGACGAUGGAGGUGCCUCAGGGCGCCCCCUGACCAAAGCCCAACCUGGACAUCGCAGCUACAACCUUCAGGAAAGAAGGCGCAUUGGGAGCAUGACUGGGGUGGAACAGGCACUGCUGCCUCAGGUUCCUACUGAUGAGAGUGAGGCCCAGACGCUGGCCACAGCUGACCUUGAUCUCAUGAAAAGUCACCGAUUUGAGGAUGUUCCUGGGGUACGGCGACACUUGGUACGGAAGAAUGCCAAAGGGUCUGGGCAAAGUGCCCGAGAGGGACGAGAACCUGGCCCCACGCCUCGGGCCCGGCCCCGGGCCCCCCACAAGCCUCAUGAGGUGUUUGUGGAGCUGAAUGAGUUACUGCUGGAUAAAAACCAGGAGCCCCAGUGGCGGGAGACUGCCCGCUGGAUCAAAUUUGAGGAAGAUGUGGAGGAGGAGACAGAGCGCUGGGAGCCCCACGUAGCCUCACUGUCCUUCCGUAGCCUCCUGGAGCUCCGCAGGACCUUGGCCCAUGGGGCUGUGCUCUUGGACCUGGACCAGCAGACCCUGCCUGGGGUGGCCCACCAGGUGGUGGAGCAAAUGGUCAUCUCUGACCAGAUCAAGGCAGAGGACAGAGCCAAUGUGCUGCGGGCCCUUCUGCUGAAACACAGCCACCCAAGUGACGAGAAGGAAUUCUCAUUCCCCCGCAACAUCUCUGCUGGCUCCCUGGGCUCCCUGCUGGGGCAUCACCAUGCCCAGGGUACUGAGAGCGACCCACAUGUCACAGAGCCACUCAUUGGAGGUGUUCCCGAGGCCCGGCUGGAGGUGGAGCGAGAGCGUGAGUUGCCACCUCCAGCUGCACCAGCUGGCAUCACCCGCUCCAAGUCCAAGCAUGAGCUAAAGCUGCUGGAGAAGAUCCCAGAGAAUGCUGAGGCCACAGUGGUCCUUGUGGGCUGUGUGGAGUUCCUCUCCCAGCCUACCAUGGCCUUCGUGCGCCUGCGGGAGGCUGUGGAACUGGACACGGUGCUGGAGGUGCCUGUCCCUGUGCGCUUCCUCUUCCUGCUGCUGGGCCCCAGCAGCGCGAACAUGGACUACCACGAAAUCGGCCGCUCCAUCUCCACCCUCAUGUCUGACAAGCAAUUCCAUGAGGCAGCCUACCUGGCAGAUGAACGGGACGACUUGCUGACUGCCAUCAACGCCUUCCUGGACUGCAGUGUGGUGCUGCCGCCCUCAGAAGUGCAGGGCGAGGAGCUGCUGCGUUCAGUCGCCCACUUCCAGCGUCAGAUGCUCAAGAAGCGAGAGGAACAGGGACGGCUGCUGCCCCCAGGGGCUGGGCUGGAGCCCAAGUCUGCCCAAGAUAAGGCGCUCCUGCAGAUGGUAGAGGUGGCAGGUGCAGCCGAAGACGAUCCUCUUCGGCGGACAGGCCGGCCCUUUGGGGGGCUAAUCCGUGAUGUGCGGCGCCGCUACCCCCACUACUUGAGUGACUUCCGUGAUGCACUUGACCCCCAGUGCCUGGCCGCUGUCAUCUUCAUCUACUUCGCCGCUCUGUCUCCUGCCAUCACCUUUGGGGGACUGCUAGGAGAGAAGACGCAGAACCUCAUAGGGGUGUCAGAGCUGAUCAUAUCCACAGCACUCCAGGGUGUGGUCUUCUGCCUGCUAGGGGCUCAGCCUCUGCUGGUGAUUGGCUUCUCUGGGCCUCUCCUGGUCUUCGAGGAGGCCUUCUUCUCGUUCUGUAGCAGCAAUCAGCUGGAGUACCUGGUGGGCCGUGUAUGGAUCGGCUUCUGGUUGGUGCUGCUCGCCCUGCUUAUGGUGGCCCUGGAAGGAAGCUUCUUGGUCCGCUUUGUCUCUCGCUUCACCCAGGAGAUUUUUGCCUUCCUCAUCUCCCUCAUCUUCAUCUAUGAGACCUUCUACAAACUGGUCAAGAUCUUCCAGGAGCAUCCUCUCCAUGGCUGUUCAGUCUCCAACAGUUCAGAGGCAGAUGGUGACAACGUGACUUGGGCCAGGGCAGCAACCACACUGGAGCCAGGCAAUGGGAGCUUGGCUGGGCAGUCUGGACAGGGGAGGCCCCGUGGCCAGCCCAACACAGCCCUGCUGUCACUAGUUCUUAUGGCUGGCACCUUCUUCAUUGCCUUCUUCCUGCGUAAAUUCAAGAACAGCCGGUUUUUCCCUGGCCGGAUCCGGCGGGUCAUCGGGGACUUUGGGGUGCCCAUUGCAAUCCUCAUCAUGGUGCUUGUGGAUUACAGUAUUGAAGACACCUACACCCAGAAGCUGAAUGUGCCCAGUGGAUUCUCAGUGACAGCCCCUGACAAGCGGGGCUGGGUCAUCAACCCCCUGGGGGAGAAGAGCCCCUUCCCUGUGUGGAUGAUGGUGGCCAGCUUGCUGCCCGCUGUCUUGGUCUUCAUCCUGAUCUUCAUGGAAACACAAAUCACCACGCUGAUCAUCUCCAAGAAAGAGCGCAUGCUGCAAAAGGGCUCUGGCUUCCAUCUGGACCUGCUGCUCAUUGUGGCUAUGGGUGGCAUCUGUGCCCUCUUUGGCCUACCCUGGUUAGCUGCUGCUACCGUCCGCUCUGUCACUCAUGCCAAUGCCCUCACUGUCAUGAGCAAGGCAGUGGCGCCUGGGGAUAAGCCAAAGAUUCAGGAGGUCAAGGAGCAGCGAGUGACAGGGCUGUUGGUGGCCCUGCUUGUUGGCCUCUCCAUGGUUAUCGGGAAUCUGCUCCGGCAGAUCCCACUGGCCGUGCUCUUUGGAAUAUUCCUGUACAUGGGAGUCACCUCCCUCAACGGGAUCCAGUUCUAUGAGCGGCUGCACCUGCUGCUCAUGCCACCCAAACACCAUCCAGAUGUCACCUAUGUCAAGAAGGUUCGGACCCUACGGAUGCACCUGUUCACUGCCCUGCAGCUGCUCUGCCUGGCCCUGCUCUGGGCUGUCAUGUCCACGGCUGCCUCCCUGGCGUUCCCCUUCAUCCUCAUCCUCACAGUGCCGCUGCGCAUGGUGGUGCUCACCCGCAUCUUCACUGAUCGAGAGAUGAAAUGUCUGGAUGCUAAUGAGGCGGAGCCUGUGUUUGAUGAACGCGAGGGCGUGGAUGAGUACAAUGAGAUGCCCAUGCCUGUGUAGCCGCUACCUGGAGGGACAGCAGAGGGACUAAUGGGCUGGUGGGAUGGGUUUCUCCCCCAUUUUUAUUUAAGUGAUUAAUAAUUUAAAGUCCCCUUCUCCCCACUCCUGCAGUAAAAUGCUUCA